AUGGUGCUACCGGCCAAACGAAUCAUAUUAUCAAAUAUAGCUACUAUAACUUCCAAUUCAGUUAUCGAAAACGUUGUUAGGAAAAACAACAUCAAACUAUACUCAAAAAUUACACCACUGAAAGCAGGAAUCGCCGACCCAGACCUGUCGCAUAUAUUAAGCUUCAGGAGACAAGUCUACGUAGAUCCAGAGGAUGCAAAACAAAUUCCGGGUUCCUUCCUUAUUAUGUUAGAAAACACCACCUAUAGAAUAUUUGCUACCACGGAGAAACAGACAUGUUUUAGGUGCAACCAAGAAGGACAUAUUGCUACGCAAUGUCCUACUAGCCUAAACCCAAACGGAACCAGUUCACAUACAGAUUCAAAUCCGCAACCCGUUCCACCCCCUUACAUCGAAGAUCAGCCCAAUGAACUAGAAACAGAAAUACCAAAUACACAAGAACAUAUAGAACCAAUGUCGCUGCAUGUCUCUAACACAAUAGAAUCAGCAGAAACAACGACGGAUGACUCGAUUGCGGACAAGACAAGAAGCAAAAGACCGUUAUCCACAACCUCAGAAGAAAGCAACACAAAACCAGUGAAACUAAGCGACCUAGAAUUCAAGCCACCAGACGCAGUACUCAAAAAGCCCUAUAGGAACCCUGAACCAGCCCUUAAGAAAACAAAACAACCCCCAUCUCCUGCCUUCUCGCUAGACAAAAUGGACGAUAUGCUGGAACCGGCUAAGAAUUACAUCGAAGACCAAAGAGAUAACAAAUUUAUAACUAACCCACAGGACAUAGCUGACACCCUUGCAGAGACAUUCCAAAAAAAUUCAAAAAAUAAAAACCUAGAAGAAAGAGCCCACACACCCUCCCCGCACCUCACAAACCAAAGAAACGACACCAGCCCCCCAGUAAACGCUGGCUCCGAAUCCACUCUAAAUUCAACCAUAACCCUAGAAGAGCUAACAAACAUUCUCCACACCACCAAAAAUUCCGCUCCUGGUCCUGAUAACAUACCUAACAAACUGAUAAAAGAAUUGACACAAAUCGGUACCGAGCAUCUCCUCAAGAUCUUCAACUCCAUUUGGGUACAUCAAGUAUUCCCGGACAACUGGAGGAAAGCCACAGUUAUACCCAUACCCAAACCAGAAAAAAUAAUUAAUAAAAAGCUCAGAUGGUUCCUCGAAUCGAAUAAUAUGCUGUCACCUAACCAAUACGGAUUUAGACAGCACCGCUCGACCACCGACGUACUGUUAAAUCUAGAGACAAGCAUAUGCGAAGCAUUUCUAAAGAACGAAUUCCUCAUUACAACUAAACAAGUGAGAACAAACGGAACCUUCUCCAAACCAACCAUCAUACACAACGGAGUACCACAAGGUUCGGUAAUCAGCGUUACGCUUUUCUUGAUAGUAAUCAACGACAUUUUAAAUAACAUUAAGCCGCCAAUCCAAGGAACCCUGUUCGCGGACGAUCUAACAAUAAGCUGCAGCGGGAAAAGCCUAACCACCAUCAUUGAGCUCCUACAGGAAAGUAUAAACGACCUCCUGUCAUGGUCCGUGAAAUCAGGCCUCAAAUUUUCCCCCCUAAAAACAAAAUACAUCAUCUUCUCUAAAAAACGCAAGAGAACCAUACUUCCCCCUAAGCUCUAUAUACGGAACACUGAAAUCGAAAAAGUAAACAGCAUCAGAAUACUUGGACUCAUCUUUGACCAUAAGCUAACGUGGCCACACAUGAAAUACCUAAAAACCACAUGCUCAAAAAAAAUGAACAUCAUAAAAGCCUUGGGAAAUAAUAGCUGGGGAGUUGACCAAGAGAUUAUUAUACAAACCUACCAGGCACUAAUUAGAUCCAAACUCGACUACGGGUCAAUAGUUUAUAACUCGGUUAAACCCAACACCCUGAAAACAAUCGACUCAAUUCAUAAUGCCGCCCUACGAAUAGCUACUGGAAGCUACAGGACCAGCCCAAUAAAUAGCAUACUAUUUGAAUCAAAAGAACCCUCACUAGAACAAAGAAGGAAAUACCUAAGCCUAAAAUACGUAGCCAAAAUGUCCUCCACUCCAAAUAACCCCACAUACAAUAACAUAUUCACAAAUAGAUAUACUCACCUACAAGCUAAAAAACCCAAAUCCCCAAACCCAUUUUAUGGAAGAAUUGCCAAAUACGAUAGCUUCACCGUGAUCACAUCGACUCCAACCAUUCCACGUAAAUAUAGGAAAACAGCUCCCUGGACCCUAAAAAUCCCUGAAACCAACGUUGACCUCGCAAAGCUCCCCAAAAACCAAACAAGCAGCAUUGAACACAGAUUAAACUUCCAACAACUGUGCAACAAAUAUCCCAACCACCAAACGAUAUACACCGAUGCAUCAAAGACCGACCAGGCAGUACGUGCCGCCAUCGUCACGAACAACACGACCAAAAAGUUCCACCUUCCAGCAGCCUCAUCUAUCUUUACAGCAGAAGCUUGGGCAGUUCUUGAGGCCCUUAACUAUAUACGAAAUAACAAUCUCCAAUCUUCUAUCAUCCUCACAGAUUCCAUGAGCGUAACCAUGGCAAUAGCAAACAUAAAUUGCAAAACCAAACACGAAGUCAUCCUAAACAUUCAAUAUACCUAUACGGACCUCAUCAAUAACGGCAAACAAAUAUCCCUAGUCUGGGUUCCAUCUCACCAAGGUAUCAAAGGAAACGAAAGCAGCUGA
Molecule: messenger RNA, 2682 nt
Organism: Osmia lignaria (orchard mason bee)
Lineage: Eukaryota; Metazoa; Arthropoda; Insecta; Hymenoptera; Megachilidae
Source: RefSeq, a predicted model, not a curated record